AUGGCUUACAAGCACACCUUCACCAAAUGUAAAACUAUGAGGAUAUUGAUCUAUGGUUCACAUGCUAUAUUGUUACACUUAUGUAAAGUAGAUGGUAAAAUUCCGUUUAAUUCAUCAUCAGUGGUGCUACUCAUUGAAUUAAAUAAAUUAUUAUUUUCGCUUUCCAUGCUGGCACCGGAAGUGUAUUCUAAAAGUUUAAAAUUACCCACAUUCAUGCAGUGUGUGCCAUUUGCAAUACCAGCUUUACUCUACUGUAUUAAUAACAAUAUAGUAGUACAUAUUCAGUUGUAUAUUGAUCCUGCUAGCUUCCAGGUUUUAAGUAAUUUAAAAAUUGCCAGUACUGCGUUACUGUACAGAUCUAUAAUUAGAAGACGGUUAACUCGACUACAGUGGUUGUCUAUGUGGUUGUUGAUGUUUGCAGGAAUCAGUAAUAGUUAUGGUGGUUUACGCUUGACAGGUAAACUUGAAUCACCAAGGGAGAUUUAUAUAACAGUUUAUGGUUUACUGUUGAUAGUAAUUUAUUGUGCUCUGUCUGGAUUGGCCGGAGUCUACACAGAAUAUAUACUCAAGAAAAAUUAUCAGUCCUCACUACAUUUACAGAAUAGUUUAUUAUAUACAUUUGGAGUUGUUAUUAGUUUGGUGACUUACAGUGUUUCAUCAUGGAAUAGUCCCUAUACGUUCACUCAUGGCUAUACCAAACAUACAGUUAUUAUUAUCAUAACACAGGCUAUGCUUGGUCUUAUCAUGUCAGCAGUCAUGAAACAUACCAGUAAUAUUAUUCGUCUGUUCAUCAUCACAUGUGCCAUGUUAGUAACAACAUCUCUCUCAAUGGUAUUAUGGAAUCUACAGAUAAAUUUCUAUUUUGGGCUGGCUUUUGUACUGGUAUUCAUCGCCUUGUUGCUGUAUCACAAACGAUAUAAUAUGUAUAUUGUCAGACAUUUCUAAACUAGCUUUCAAAACAUUUUAAUUCUACUCAUAUGUAAUAGACCACACCAAUAUGCAAUUUUUUGAAACUCUGAUUAACUGAGCAAGGCUGAAAAUUAAUUUUGCUCAUUAUUAUGAGUAUUCUAUAUGUUAGUAAUAAACAGCUUGUUGUUCAGA
This is a messenger RNA of Saccoglossus kowalevskii, 1101 nucleotides long. Its product is annotated as putative UDP-sugar transporter protein SLC35A4. Gene Ontology annotation, molecular function: pyrimidine nucleotide-sugar transmembrane transporter activity. The record is from RefSeq and is a predicted model, not a curated record. Gene Ontology annotation, biological process: pyrimidine nucleotide-sugar transmembrane transport. Gene Ontology annotation, cellular component: Golgi membrane. Lineage: Eukaryota; Metazoa; Hemichordata; Enteropneusta; Harrimaniidae.